CCCUGCACUGCUUUAUAUAAACUCCAGAUUUUCUCCCACAAACUUACUUCAGUCUUGAAGGUGAGUUUUUCCUUGAGGGCAAAACAAUGGCUAAGGAUUUCAAGCUACGGAUAGCCCGAUUCAUCCCUUCCUUCCGUUGUUGCCGUUCUAAAAAUCCUUCCACUCUCUCGUCAAAUCCUGUGGCUUCAGUCCUCCGAUUCUCUUUCGUCAGCCCUAACCCUAUCACCCCACAUUAUCCACAGCCAACCCCUAAAACACGUCACUCCUCUCUCAGAAACCUUGUUUCCUCCACCAUCACUUGCAUAGCAUGCGGCUGCAGCUCGAGAUCCAGGUCAAAGAAUGUCUCUUUAACCGACCACUCUGAAUCUCCAUUCGUACCGGAGUUCCAGUGGGAAAAAGAAGAUAAAUUUCACGUGGUGGCCAAAGUCUUCCACGAAACCCCUCGCCAGAAAAUCUACAACUCCUACGCCUCAGCCUCCGGUCACACGUCAUGCGAUGAUGAGGGUUUGUUGCCUCCUUCCCAACCUCCAAACACGAGGAAGAAAAAACGACGUGCUAGAAAGAAGAAAAAGACUGCACCAAAGACUCGCAUCAGCACAUCUUCAGCUGAUAAUAAGUUAAUUUACAGAGAAGGCUAUGAUGACGUCGACAAUGUACACAAUAAAGGAACUGAAACAUUAGUUUCCUCUUAUAGAAGCUUAUCGACUGACAAUUCUUCAUCAGAGUUCUAUCCCAAACUUGAAACCAGAGGAGAAGUACCCUUCAAUAAGGCAACGAAGGUAAAACGCUCUGUUUUGAAGACAAGCCAAGUGAUCACAAAUGAAAGUGAUUUUUCUUCUCCGGAGAUUGAAUCUCCAGCGAGGUUGUCCAUGUUUCUACAGAGGCUUAUACCAUGUACUGUUGAUGGGAAAGUUAGGGAAAGCUUUGCUGUCGUAAAGAAAUCUCACGAUCCGUACGAGGAUUUCAAAAGAUCCAUGUUGGAGAUGAUUUUGGAGAAGCAAAUGUUUGAAGAGCAAGAGUUGGAGCAACUCUUGCAAUGCUUUCUGUCUUUGAAUUCCCAGCAGCAUCAUUGGGUCAUUGUGGAGGCUUUUACUGACAUUUGGGAAGCUAUGUUUUACCGCAGGUCGAGUAGUUUCAAAGUUUCCAGUGGUCUUUGAAGUAAACCAGUAGUUAAACGAUAAUGAAUAAGAACCAGUUUGGUUUAUGUUAAUUAACCAUAUUUUUAAUGCAUUAAUGUUGUUUAA
Messenger RNA from Mangifera indica (mango), 1244 nucleotides. Its product is annotated as transcription repressor OFP7-like. Bases 87 to 1157 code for a protein of 356 amino acids. Lineage: Eukaryota; Viridiplantae; Streptophyta; Magnoliopsida; Sapindales; Anacardiaceae. Gene Ontology annotation, biological process: negative regulation of DNA-templated transcription. The record is from RefSeq and is a predicted model, not a curated record. The transcript has a single exon.